Molecule: messenger RNA, 5570 nt
Organism: Penaeus monodon (black tiger shrimp)
Lineage: Eukaryota; Metazoa; Arthropoda; Malacostraca; Decapoda; Penaeidae
Gene: mus201
Product: DNA repair protein complementing XP-G cells homolog
Biological process (GO): nucleotide-excision repair
Cellular component (GO): nucleus
Molecular function (GO): DNA endonuclease activity; single-stranded DNA binding
Source: RefSeq, a predicted model, not a curated record
UUUAACCUUUCUUAAGCGUGAGCGUAGUUAUACAGUAUCAAAAUAAGGUAUCUGAAUGACUUAAAAGACGCUAAGUUCCCAAACCUAGAUUUAAAAAAAAAAUGCAGGGAAAGGAAGAACGUAUUGCAUUCGAAGUUUUAAGAUCAUACGAUUUGCACAUGGAAUAGAUAAAAUACAAAGCCGGCGAGGUGUCCGGAGUGUAAGCGACCGACAGGAACCGAGAGUAAACACUGGACACAAAACGAGGAGGAGGACGACGCACGGGCUCUCGGUUUUCUGACUUCUUGACUGGUUUCUCGGGAGAUGGUUGUCUUUUUCUCAUAAGAUUUAAGAGGUGGAGCUCAAGGCCUGGCACAACUGCAUUGUCUGCUCUGUCAACCUGCUGCACCUACUCAGCAUCAACUAAUUCAAGAAUGGAGAAGAAACCAUUCAUCAUUUGGUGGCCAAUGCAUUGUAUUUCUUUUCUUUUAUGAUAUUCUUGAAAAGCAAAAGUGGCUGCUUUUAUGUCUGGUAAUCUUUGUGAAGGUGAAAUUGUUAACUGUAUGCAGCAGUGCACUUAACAAACAGAAAGUGGUCUGUGGAUGAGAUGAGACAACUAUUCAUUUAUUUUUUUAUCUGUACUAAUUUGAAAGAGCACCAUGGGAGUUAAAGGAUUAUGGAAACUCAUUGAGAGUUCUGGCACACCAGUUCCCCUCGAAACCCUUGAACACAAAAUCUUGGGCGUGGAUGUAUCCAUUUGGCUUCACCAGGCAGUGAGAGGAUUCAGAGGUCCUGGAGGUGCAGCAGUGGCAAAUGCUCAUCUGCUUACUCUCUUUCAUAGAAUCUGCAAGUUGUUAUUUUAUCGAAUAAGACCAGUAUUCAUAUUUGAUGGUGGUGUUCCCCACUUGAAAAAACAGACACUUGCUGCACGUCGGCUGAAGAGAGAUGUAGCUGCCAGUAAAGCCAAGCAGGUGCGGGAUAGGCUCCUCUCAAAUCUGCUAAAGAGCCAGGCUGUCAGAAAAGCUUUGGGCAAGGUUGGACGUGGGCCCAGUGAUGUAUACGUUCCAAAACCUCAGAAGAAGGAGAAAGAUAUGUUUGAACUUCCUCCCUUGCCCCCACCAGAGGAAAAUGAAGAGGGGAUGACUACCAUCAAGUCAGAAGAGAAUGAAUACGAGCACGAAGUCUUGAAUAGCUACGAUCUUCCCAAUUUGCAUCAUUUUGACUAUGAAAACAAGGAAUUCAAAGCCCUACCAAUUGAAACACAGCAGGUGAUUUUGAGUGAGUUACAGAGUACUCGAAAGGAGAACUCAUGGGCUGCCAUUAAUGAUAUGCCUCAAGAUGGCAAGGGUUUUGCAGAAUUUCAAAUAGGUAGAUUAAUGAAGAGACGAAAAUUUCAGGUUACCCUUGAUAACACGCAGGAAGAAAUUCGAAAGAAGAGAGCAAUUGAAAUGGAAGCAGAAAUGUUUGGAGAGUUGGAAAAGCAUGUGAGCCUUACACACAGAAUUAUAUCUGAAGAUUCAGCCCAUUCAAUUCUUGUUAAAAAGGUUAAAGGCGAUGAUUUGAAAGAAGAAGAGAAGAUCAAAAUCAAAAAGGAGGAGAAGGGAAAAUCGCUGAUGAGAAACAAGAAUGGGAAUUUUGAAAAGGACUUCUUGACUGAGCUUGCAAAACAAGGCAUUGUGAAAAAGGGCCAGCACUCAGAUUCAGAUUCUGAGGAUGAAGAAUCAUAUUUCGUUGAUGGAGAUACAGAAUUUGGGUUUUGCUCUCAAGCCAAAACAAAUAUAGAAGACGAUGGCUUGCUUCAGAUUGUUGGCUCCCUGAUGGAAAACAAUGGCCUAACACAGGACGAAAUAUUGGCACUUGUCAAACAGGAGAGUAUGGUACCAGGAGCAAGUAAGAAUGAAGUAGAUGAUGGAGAUAAGCCUUCAACUUCAAGGAAUGCAUCGGGUUUUGUAUUCAAUCCAGAUGCCGAUUCCUCAGAUGAUGACAGUGAUCUUAUAGAUAUAGGGGAAGAAAAUGAUUCCUUGGAUCUUUCUGAAAAGAAAACUAAUGGUAUUGCUAAGGAAGAACAAGGAAGCAAUGUAGAUAAGAUAUUGGAGAAUAAAAAUGAUAGUCUGUGGAUGAAGAUUGUUCAGCAGAAGUUAGAUGAUAUGGUACACACACAAACAGAUAAAAAUUCUCCCAAAAAAGCUGCUGUUGACACUAGAAGAUCUGAAGGAAAUGGGAAUAAAAAUCCAAGCAGACAAGGAGAUGGGGAGCUAAAAACUGUUGCCAUUUCUUUAGAUUUUGAUGUCAAACCAUUAAAAAUGGAGGACGAUAUUUUUGCAGACAUUUUUACUGAUAUUAAUGCCAUGCCAUCCUCUAAACCUAUGGUUGAUUCAGUGAAGGCAAAAAGCCAUAUAGCCAAUGUGAUUGACACAAACACACAGAGUCAUAUUCCUAAUAAAAUUAAUUCAAAUUCUUUAAAGAGUAAAGAGAAAGAAAAACUGCAAUUAGAUUUUAUUCCAGAUAAUACUGGAGAAGUAAUAGGUGGUAAAGUAAAAAACACAGAGAAAGCAGAUGUUCCAUCUGCUGUUAAUACAAAGGAUAUGGAUAUUAUCACUGAAUUACAGAGCAAAAUACAAGAUCUGGUUAAGCUAGAAAUUGAAAAGGUAAUGAGUUCCCAGGGAAGUAAGAGUGCAUUCAAGGAUGAUGCAAAGUAUGGCUCAUUUACAGAGGAAGAAUUGUGUGUUGAUGAUGUGGAAAUAAUGAGUUCAAGUGAUGGUAGUGACAUGGAAGAAGUUGAGAGUAAUGUUCAAAAAGCCAAAAAUGAGCCACUUUUGCCACAGGGAAAUACCACUCAGAAAAUUACAGAAAAUGCAGAUAGCGAAUCAGAUAAUGAUGACAAUCUGAUUGAAGUAACUGAUGAUAAAGAUAUUAGUGAAUCAAUAGUUAAAGAUAAAAGUGAAGACCAGAGUGCUUCCAUGUCAAAGAUCACAUCAGAAAGAAAAGAAAACAGUUCAACAGACUUGCAAGAAACAGAGAAAAGUGCAAAUUUUGUGGAAUUGGCUCAACCAGUGGUCAGUACCUCUCCCAGGGUUGAAGAUAAUGCCAAAGAUUGCCCUGAAAAUCACAAUGUGAAUUCAGUGAGUCCAUCAGAUGCUAAGAGUGAAGAGGGACAAACCAAGAGCAAAAUGAAUCUCAUGGUUGACACAGAUCUGGAGGAAGACAGUGUUAUAUCAGGGAGAUCAGAGUCAGAUGCAGGGGACAAAGAAAAUACAGAAGAAAUAGAAAAACCUUUAGAGUAUUCUAAGGAUGAAUUAAAACAUCUAGAGGAGGAACUAGCAUCAGAGCAACAAACUCUUGUGGCUCAGGCACAAAAGAUAGAAAGAAUUGCUUCCAAUUUGAAUGACCAAAUGUAUGGAGAAGCACAGGAACUCCUGCAGCUCUUUGGCAUUCCAUAUCUUGUGGCUCCAAUGGAAGCAGAAGCCCAGUGUGCCUUUCUAAAUGUACAGAAACUUACCAGUGGCACCAUCACUGAUGAUUCAGAUAUAUUCCUUUUUGGUGGUUGUAAUGUAUACAAACACUUUUUCAAUCAGACCAAGCAUGUGGAACUCUUCAAGACAGAUAAUAUCAAAGGAAACAUAGGACUAGACCGUGACAAAAUGAUUAGUCUUGCCCUACUGACAGGAAGUGACUAUACUGUAGGUGUAGAAUCUGUAGGAGCAGUUUUGGCUAUGGAAGUGCUGGCAGAGUUUCCAGGUGAAGGCCUUGAAUGCCUGAACAACAUGAAAAAAUGGUGGAAUGUAGCACACAGGAAUGUAAGUGCUGCUUAUCAGUCCAAGGUUAAGCAGCGUUUGUCACAGAUUAUGAUUCCUGAGUCCUUUCCAAAUAAAGCAGUCUUUGAUGCUUAUCAUCAUCCAGAAGUAGAUGAAUCACUAGAAAAAUUUUCUUGGGCAGUUCCUAAUGUAGAUGCCUUAAGAAUGUUCACAAUGGAUAAAUUUGGAUGGAAUAGGGCUAAAGCAGAUGAAAUCCUGAUACCAGUCAUGAAGAAACUUGGUGUUCGAACUUCUCAGACAAGAAUUGAUUCUUUUUAUACCAACAUAAAACUUGUAAAAGAAAAUAAAUUUGCCAGUAAGAGGAUGCAAGAUGCUAUUGCCAGAGCCAAAGGAGAAGAGCCUCUCAGUUCUACCUCAGUUACAGAGAGUAAGAAGAGAAACAGUUCUACUCAAAGGGGAAGACCUAAAACACAUAACAGCAGAGAGUUCAUCUCAUAAAGGAGAUAACCCAGCCCCCAAAAAGCUGUCUCGUACAUUGUUGAUUGACCCAUCUGAAAGCAGCUCUUCCCCAGCCAAGCCCAAACGUGGUCGACCAAAGAAAAAAUUGGAAGAAAAUGGUGAUGAAGCCUCAGGCCCUUCAAUGGCACCACCUACCACUAGUAUAUCAGAAGUUAAGCCUAAGAAGAAAGUGACUAAAGAAGAUAUGUAUAAGGCCCUCUUAGAGAAGGAGAUAAUCACUCAGAGGGAAGCAGACAAGAAAUUGAUGGAGGAAAAGAAACAUAUUGCUGCCCAGUUACUGAAAGAUCAGAUUAAAAAGAAGAAAAGAUAGAGAUACCAUGGCUGACAAAAAUCUACAUUAUGUAAGACAAGUAAUAAAGACUUUUCAGACUUUGAUAGCAUGUGAAAAUGAAAUAAUGUUAUCACUGAAUGGACAUUUGUUUGUAUACUUUGCUUUGGAAUUCUAAAUAAUUUGUCCUGAAUAUUUGUUAGUCUCAUAGCAGGCUACUUCUAGCUGUAAUUUCAUAACAGAAAUUCUGUUCUUAUAUUCAGUGAUUUAAAGUGUUAAUUUACAGUGGCAGGCAUAAGAAUUUUGUACUAUUAGAUAAAAUCAUGUAGCUAGCUUACUAUUUGUGUAUAUUUUGAAAUUAAUGGAGAUUUCACAAACCAUUAUAAAGAAGAGUACAAAUUUUAUAUUCCAAACACUAAAUGAGAUUUUUGGUGUGUAUUUUUUUAUACUUUGUUUUGAACAUUGUUGUUUGUGUUGGUGUAUCUCAGGGUAAAUUAAUUUGCUUUGUUAUGACUAAUAACAUUUAACACAUUAAACACAAGACAUUUUACAGUGAAUUACACAUAUUUUAUUGACCAUUUUCAAAUUACUUACCAAUAUCUGAUCUAUAAUGAUUUCCAAAAAGAAAAAAAGAAGGCCCUUGUCCUUAUUGUAUUACCUGUAAAAGGAAAAUUGAUAUUUCAGUGUAAAAUGGUUUAGGCAUUUUAGGAUAUACUGUAUAUGAUGUUCUGUUGAGGAAGUUGAUGAAUAAGAAUCAAAAAUUCCUCAAUGCAAAAUAUGUAAUCAUUGUGUUAAUGGAUACCCUUUCACAAGAAUUACUUACAUGUUAUUCUAAAGGUAGUUAGUUUCUCAUCUGUUUAUAUUUUUAACAUUUGUGAUUUUAAAUUCAUUUUUGUUAAUGAUAUUUGCCGCAGGGAAGUAUUGCUAUUGUAUAUAUUAAUAUGGGUGACAUCACGAAGUUUGACAUGAGAUAUAAGCAAAGCAAACAGACUUUGAUCAUAGAUUCUGUGUUGGUGUUUGUGAAAUGUAAAUACAUCAUGUGAAUUAUG